Molecule: messenger RNA, 435 nt
Organism: Anopheles coustani
Lineage: Eukaryota; Metazoa; Arthropoda; Insecta; Diptera; Culicidae
Exons: 1
Coding region: 1-435 (144 amino acids)
Source: RefSeq, a predicted model, not a curated record
AUGGCUCUGGCCAGUGCCGCCCCGCAGCCCAAACCCCAGCCCAUUCCCCAGUUUGGCGCUCCUGCCCUCAUGGCACCCAACUUUGCCAACCUUCCUCCUCCGCCGGUACGCAGUGCAAGAAGUGUGGAUCCCAAAGAGGCGCAGCCAGUGAAUGAGCAAGCCGAAGCUGCCGGAGUGCCCACGGGUGCUGAAGAAAAGGACGACAUGGACAAGGCGGAAACGUUCGGAUUCGGCUAUCAUCACUACUAUCCAUCGUACAGCUACGGAUACGGUGGAUAUGGAGGAUAUGGCGGUUACGGCUACGGUGGCGGAUAUGGAGGAUAUGGCGGCUACGGCUACGGUGGCGGAUAUGGAGGAUAUGGAGGAUAUGGAGGAUAUGGAGGAUACCCAUACACCUACAGUUAUGGGGCAUAUCCUUACGGAUAUGGUUACUAA